Molecule: messenger RNA, 3469 nt
Organism: Siniperca chuatsi (mandarin fish)
Lineage: Eukaryota; Metazoa; Chordata; Actinopteri; Centrarchiformes; Sinipercidae
Gene: mapk8a
Product: mitogen-activated protein kinase 8a
Exons: 12
Coding region: 262-1575 (437 amino acids)
Biological process (GO): JNK cascade; protein phosphorylation
Cellular component (GO): nucleus; cytoplasm
Molecular function (GO): JUN kinase activity; ATP binding
Source: RefSeq, a predicted model, not a curated record
UGGGACGCAUGCCCCGUGCGCACUGCGCGUCCUGGCCUGUCAGUAGCAGCCAGAUGGAAACGUAGGCAAGUGAAUUUGGUGAGGUCAUGUAUUUUUAAGGCGCACAACGGAAUAAAUCAUCCUUCACCGGCGGCAUAAACAAAUAGCGCGCUGCUUCGGAACAUUGCACCGCUGAUCGGACCGCGGGGGGAUCGACAGUUUGAUUUAACGACAGAGAGGACAUUUUUGGAUGCACAGAGAGCAGUAAUCGAAGAUUUCGCCAUGAACAAAAACAAGAGAGAAAGAGAGUUCUACAGCCUAGAUGUUGGGGAUUCAACGUUCACAGUACUGAAGCGAUACCAGAAUCUAAGACCCAUCGGCUCAGGAGCACAGGGAAUCGUCUGCUCUGCUUAUGACCAAAUACUUGAACGAAAUGUUGCCAUCAAGAAGCUGAGUCGGCCAUUUCAAAAUCAAACCCAUGCCAAGAGGGCGUUCAGAGAGCUAGUCCUAAUGAAAUGUGUCAAUCACAAAAAUAUCAUUGGCUUAUUAAAUGUGUUUACACCACAAAAAUCAUUAGAAGAAUUCCAAGAUGUAUACUUGGUGAUGGAGCUGAUGGAUGCCAACCUGUGCCAGGUCAUUCAAAUGGAGCUGGACCAUGAGAGGCUGUCCUAUCUGCUCUAUCAGAUGUUAUGUGGUAUCAAACACCUCCAUGCUGCCGGCAUCAUUCACAGAGACCUCAAGCCCAGUAACAUAGUUGUCAAGUCAGAUUGUACACUGAAGAUUUUGGACUUUGGCUUGGCUCGGACGGCUGCCACAGGCCUCCUGAUGACACCAUAUGUGGUUACACGCUACUACAGAGCACCAGAAGUUAUCCUGGGCAUGGGCUACCAAGCCAAUGUGGACAUAUGGUCUGUGGGCUGCAUUCUGGCGGAAAUGGUUCGCCAUAAAAUCCUCUUCCCAGGAAGGGACUACAUCGACCAGUGGAACAAGGUAAUUGAGCAACUAGGUACACCAUCUCAGGAUUUUCUAAUGAAGCUGAACCAGUCAGUCAGAACGUACGUAGAAAACAGACCACGCUAUGCUGGAUACAGCUUUGAGAAACUCUUCCCAGACGUGCUCUUCCCUGCCGACUCUGACCACAACAAACUGAAAGCGAGCCAAGCUAGAGAUCUCUUAUCCAAGAUGUUAGUGAUUGAUGCUUCCAAGCGCAUCUCUGUAGAUGAGGCCCUGCAGCAUCCCUAUAUCAAUGUUUGGUAUGACCCAGCUGAAGUGGAAGCACCCCCUCCAAAGGUCCUAGACAAACAGCUGGAUGAGAGGGAGCAUACCGUGGAAGAGUGGAAAGGGCUAAUUUAUAAGGAAGUGAGCGAAUGGGAGGACUGGACAAAAAAUGGAGUGAUAAGAGGCCAGCCACCUCCUUUAGGUGCAGCAGUGAUCGACAGCCCCCCUCAGCCCACGUCCUCCUCCUCUUCGGCCAACGAUGUCUCGUCCAUGUCCACAGAGCCCACUGACCCGAGCAGUGACCCCACCAUGACCUCUGAAACAGACAGCAGCUUGGACAGCCACACCUCUCUGGGUGCACUGGCCUGCUGCAGAUAACGCGCGCACGCACACACACAUACAUACAUACAUACAUACACACACAUACAUACACACACACACACACACACAAACCUUUCCUCAUCAGUGUGUUUGAUGAGAGAGGGUUUAGGCCAAUGGAACUUCUCAUGUUAGUUUGUAGAGCUGCGCUUUUUAAUGUACAGUUUGUUUUUAUUUCCCCUCCCCCUAUACUGCUGUAAAUGAUUGUGGUUUGAAAUUGUAUUAUUAUUACUGUAUUUUUGCUGCAAAGAAUCAGAGUAUGUUUUAAUGUGAAUCUGUGAUGUAUGUUUUGAAAGAGAGGGAUUCGAGUGUACUUUACACAUUGCUGUUUUUUAGCUACUGCUACACAGUUGAAUACCAUACUGUUAGCACUGCAAAAUUAUGUUGAGUAUAUUUUUGAAUUGUUCAUUUGGCAUUUUUGUAUUGUUUUUGGGACAUUUGAAUGAAUCUACACCAAUUCUCUCUUUAGCAGUAGACUAUAGCACAUUUCAUCUUGGAUCCAAAUUGAAAAUAGAUGAUUUUAUUUUGAUAUUGUUCCUCAUCUUUCUUGUAGAAAGCGUCCCUUGGUGUAUCCAAGUUAACUUAUUUCUUAGUAUUUUGUCACCUCUGAUUGUGUGCAUCUUGACAAGACAAAUGGUCUAUUAACCCGACACUGAAUUUCUUGUUUACUACAGCAUACUGUUAAACUGACUGUAUUUUAACUUGUUUAUUUACUUAGAUGUAAUUUGUAGGUGAUGGUCUGUUUGUUGAGGAAGAACAGGGUGAAUGUAAGUGAAUAGAAAUGUGGCAUAGUGAGGAGCGAGUAAUUACUGUUAGCGCUGUAACAAGUUAAUGUAGGCCACUCCACUGGCUAGAAUGAGUUCUGUAUUUGGGGACUGUCACCAGAGACUAAGUCUAAAUUAGUCACUUUACCCUUUUGGCAGGUUCUUUCAGACAUUAUUCACAGCUGUCUGAUAUUUAAGAUAUUUAAUUUAAGUGCCCUUACUCAGUUCAAUGAUUUUCAGUCCUCUCCGUGGCAGAUGCCCCUCUCUUCUGUGGUGCGUCUUUCUGAGUUCUACCUCACACAUGCACACACACUCAAACACACGUUUUUGAAAAUACAGUAUGUAUAUCAUGGCACACGUCAUCUGACAGAAAUGCGAAAAAAGAUCCUUUUUUUUCUGUAUUUGUGUUAUUUAUUUAUUUAUUUCAAGCUAGGAGGCGUCUAUUGUAUGUAAUGUACAUUUCACUCAGAAGUACUAUUUAUAUGCAUUUUGUUUAAUUUUUUUGUUUUCUGUGCAAUAUAAUUCAUAGAUUAGUAUAGUCAGUGAUUGAUCUGUACAUUUUACUGUAGAUGUAUGUUUUCUGAGAGUCAGGAAACAGGCAUUUGCUACCUACCAUGAUAACCUUUGGAUGUAUUUGAUGGCUCAAAUUCCCAACCUGUCCCUUUGCCCUUUUCAUGGGCACUCCAGGCAGUAACCCCUAGCAUCAGCUCCCAGAAUGUACUUUGGGGAUUGUGACGCAUGUCCUGACCCUUUCUGGGCCACAUCUCAAGUGACUAUUGUGGCUUCCUCUUUUUGUGGUUUUCCUCUCCUCCAUCUCCUCAAAAAUAGAAAAGAUAGAAUAGACUACGCAUGAGUUUUCUCUGAGCAAAUCUGGUUUUAGUGCAGGUACAUUUAGAGGAAAGAAAGAGAAGCCAUUCAGCACUACUGGGAUGAUGCUGCAGUCUUCUGAUGGUUUGGCCAAACAUUGACAGCAAAGAGUGAACCUGUUGUAGUGUGUUUUGGUAAGGCCAGCUGUGUGAAUUUUGACCUUUGGAUCUGAAAUUGCCUCACUAACAGACUAAUUAUAUACAUCAGAAAUGGAAACUGUCUACCUUCAACUCCAGCAAAUAAAAGAGUUGAAUUUUAAUGUC